Girardinichthys multiradiatus is the source of this 1837-nucleotide messenger RNA. RefSeq names its product phosphoglycerate mutase 1-like. NCBI's taxonomy places the organism in Eukaryota, Metazoa, Chordata, Actinopteri, Cyprinodontiformes, Goodeidae. The transcript is spliced from 4 exons. Gene Ontology annotation, molecular function: intramolecular phosphotransferase activity. Bases 167 to 931 code for a protein of 254 amino acids. The record is from RefSeq and is a predicted model, not a curated record. Gene Ontology annotation, biological process: glycolytic process.
AUCCGUAGAAUAAAAACGUUUGACAACUAAGAUUUGACCUGUCUGCUUCUUGGAGCUGCAAGCUCACUCUCCACCAUCAUCAUCACCAGCACCAGCUGUUAGAACUAGUUGGAUCAACUUAUUUUCAUUGAUUAAAACAACCGAAGGUGACACAUCCGUGUUCAACAUGGCGGCCUACAAAUUAGUGCUCAUUCGUCAUGGAGAGAGCAACUGGAACCAGGAAAAUCGUUUCUGCGGCUGGUUCGAUGCAGACCUGAGCGAAACCGGGGAGAAGGAGGCGAAGAGAGGAGGACUGGCUCUCAAAGAUGCUGGUUUUGAGUUUGAUAUCUGCUACACCUCGGUAUUAAAGCGGGCCAUCAGGACCUUGUGGCUCGUCUUGGAUGGCAUCGAUCAGAUGUGGGUGCCAGUCCAUCGGACCUGGCGGCUCAAUGAGCGGCACUAUGGAGGCCUAACAGGCCUGAACAAAGCCGAGACAGCUGCUAAGCAUGGAGAGGCCCAAGUGAAGAUCUGGAGGCGCUCAUUUGAUAUCCCUCCUCCCCCCAUGGGCCCAGACCAUGACUACUACACUAUCAUCAGCAAGGAUCGUCGCUAUGCAGACCUAACGGAGGACCAGCUGCCAUCUUGUGAGAGCCUUAAGGACACCAUUGCACGUGCACUGCCUUUCUGGAAUGAGGAGAUUGCCCCUCAGAUCAAACAGGGGAAAAGGGUGCUCAUUGCUGCCCAUGGAAACAGUUUGAGGGGAAUUGUGAAGCAUCUGGAGGGAAUGUCAGAUGAAGCCAUCAUGGAGCUAAACCUGCCAACUGGCAUCCCGAUCCUCUAUGAGCUCGACAAGAACCUAAAACCAGUGAAGCCGAUGCAGUUCCUGGGAGACGAGGAGACUGUACGCAAAGCCAUGGAGGCCGUUGCUGCUCAGGGAAAAGCCAAGAAGUAACAAGACGGGAAGAAAAUAAAUAAACUCUAUUAAUGUGUGAUGGUAUAAGUCAUCCCUGAAAACUGACCUCAGAAUAGUGUGUUUCUCAAAUGCUAAUUAAUUUCAGGUUUUAAAAUAUAUAUAAAAUGCUUUAGAUUGUUCUCCUUGCUUGGUGCCAGCCAAGUCAUAGCUAUAGAUUGAUGCAUUUCAGAGAAGUGGAAACCACAGCUCCCAAGAGAUUGCAAAUAAUUUGGAAAAUGAUCAUCUUCGGAUAAUUCUGAUACAAAACUGACAAAAUUUGUAGUAACGCGAUAAAAAUUACUGAAGGAGACUCAAAUGUUGCCAUAAGCUAGAGACUCAUAAGAUGUAGUUUUGGUUUUGAUGCUCAACAUGUAUGCUAGGUCUGCAACAAGCCAAGAGUUACCUCCUCAUCAUGUGUUUAUUCUCUCCUUUUAAGUAAGCCUGUGACUUUUGCACCAAGAAAACGUUGUUAAUUAGAAAAAAAGGCUACUUAAUUUUGCAAUCUCGUGAGAGUGUGGUGGGAAAUAUUGAACAAAUUGUUUUCUUUCACUACACGUCUUUAGGCUGUGUGCCACCUUCAUGAAUAUCGUCUGUGUUUUUGUCUGGAAUUUAGUCAUUUAUUUCUCUCAUUUUGCACAUAUAUUAAUACUUUGCAAGUUUUGCACUGUAUAGAAAAGGAAAAUUCCCUUAUUUUAAUAAGGGUCCACAAAUUUUACAGUGGUAAGAAUAGAGGGUCUCAAAAUGUGUUUUGAUGUGUUUUCACCUUAUUUUGGUCUGUUAUUGGUUUUGUGUGCCUCCCACCAUGUCUGACAGCGUUGUUGCUUCUUUUAAUAUAUGUAAUUCCUUCUGUCUUGCUUAAAUGUACCAUGAAAGCUAUGAGUUAAUAAAAGAAGAAAUAUAAGGCGA